This is a messenger RNA of Tribolium castaneum (red flour beetle), 1442 nucleotides long. RefSeq names its product Carbonic anhydrase 3 (gene CAH3). The record is from RefSeq and is a predicted model, not a curated record. Gene Ontology annotation, molecular function: carbonate dehydratase activity; zinc ion binding. Bases 500 to 1366 code for a protein of 288 amino acids. NCBI's taxonomy places the organism in Eukaryota, Metazoa, Arthropoda, Insecta, Coleoptera, Tenebrionidae. The transcript has 6 exons.
UGGGCACAAUUGGUGUCACCUAAAUUUAUUUAAUUUUGACCCAAUUCCGGCAAAACUUCCACAAUUUACUUAAUAGCAUUUUUGUGAAAUUGUUUGUUUUUGUUGAAUAAGCGGGAUUAAUUCAGCAUUUAUUUAUCCAUUGUUUCAUGGUGUCUAGCGUGAAACCCAUAAAUAAAUUCAAGGCAAAUGGGUAAUUAAUGAAUAAAUCAUUUAAGGAAAUCCACUUUUUUGCACUUUACUCGGGAUAAAUAUUUAUCUGGAAAUCUCAUCUCAUUGCAUGACAAUUGACGCAACUGUGUAGACAUUUUUUCACUAUUUAUCAACAAAAUCUUUAUUUGCGUAGACAUAUAUCAUUUUCCAAAAUUUAUGUAUCUCUUUCGUGCGCAACCGCUACUGAGUGAUGCCAAUGACACUUAUAAACCACAACUCGGUUAUGGUCAAGUUUAGUUUACCCGUGCUUAACCAUUUGAUGCACGCGAAUAAAAUUACCUAAGCUAAAAUGACCGGACCUGUGAUUGCUGGCUUUACGAAAAGUGAGUGCUUGUGCGAGCCAGAAGAAAUCAAUUUCGCCCAAAAUGUCGACGAAGACGCUCACAUAACAGUUCCCGAAUGGCGCCUCCACAAGGUCCAGUCCCCCAUCGAGCUGAAGCACGACGAGACCAACGAAUACGACCACUUCGAGCCCUUAGAGUUCCACGGGCACUGGGACCACGGGGGCGACGCCACUUUGAACAACAACGGCUUCACAGCAACUCUCCGGUUCCAAAACCGCGAAAUGCCGGUCCUGGUCGGGGGCCCCUUGCACGAGGACCAGUACAUAUUCGAACAAUUGCAUUUCCAUUGGAGCGACGAUGAUCACAGCGGAUGUGAACAUAUUUUCGAAGGACAAGCGUUCUCAAUGGAAGCGCAUGCCGUUCACUACAAUAAAAAGUACGGGGAUUUUAAAAACGCGGCCGACAGGCAUGACGGGCUCGCCGUUGUGGCGUUUUUUCUUAAAGCCACAGAUGACGACGAACAUCCGUGUUUCAACAAAAUGACAGAAGCGGUGAAAAAGAUCGAUAAAAUCAACUCGACGACCAGUCUUCCCAGCGACUGUUUGACUUGGAUCAGAGAGGCGGCCCAAUGCAAGGGCUAUUAUACAUAUCAGGGGUCUCUGACAACAGAGCCAUACACCGAGAGCGUCACUUGGAUUAUUUAUCCGACGCCCAUUCACGUCUCACGCGAACAAGUUUCAGAGUUCAGGAAAAUGAAAUCGACUCCUUGUGAAAGACACAACAUUGUUAAAAAUGUACGACCGAUUCAGACGCCCCCAGCGCAUAAAAAACUCGACAUCAUUUACGCAAGAUCGCACAAAAUGAGCGAAUAAUUUCAGUAUUAUUUUAUUACAUAACUUUUUAACAUUAUGUAACCAGUUUAUUACAAAUAAAUUCAUAGUUUCCAGA